GCCACCACCCACAACGACGCAGCCAUGUUCUGGCGCCUCGCAAACUUUGCAGAGUCGCACCGCUCCCCCACGCUCCCUCACCUGCCGCUACCGAUGGUGUCGGCAGAGAGCGCUGCCGGCCCGAGCCGGCUGGGCAUGCGGUUUCCGCGCGCGGCGAGCCCGCCGGGGCCCAGCAGGCCGCCCGCCGUCGAGACGAAUAUCGGCGAGUUCAAGCCGCCAGAAGAGGGCGGCGUGGAGGUGGAUGCGUAUGGCCUAAACUUCUGGGAGUACCGCCGCGCAUGCUUCCUCGCGGGCCAGCCGUGGCCGAUCACAGACUCGGGCGACGCCCUCCCAGAGACCUACACUGUCGCGGCGCCGCCAGAGCCGAUGCCGGCCGACACCGCCCCGCCGGACCCGGGGAGCAGCAUCGCGCGCCUCGAGGCCGUGCUCGCCGAGUUUGGCGCCGAGGAGUCGGACGUCGCGUGGAACGGCGGCGUUGGGGGGGUGCAUCGCAACCUUAGUGGGGGGAAGAAGUUGGCCAAGAGGCUCAGGCUGGGGCUGGUGAUCAAAGUCCUCCGCGCUGGCUGGCUGCGCGACGGCACGUGGCCGCUCGAUCCGAAGACGUCGCGCGCGGCCGUCCCGCCGCCAGACUCGCCGCUACAGACCGCGGCGGAUGCUGCUGGCACGGCGACGGCGACGACAGCAGCAGCGGCGGCCGCUCCCGGCGCUGAUGGAGCUGAGCCCGCCGGGGCACCUCCUGGCCCGGCCGACCCACCACACCUGUCCCUCGCACCCCUCGCGCCGGAAACACCACACCCCGGCCUCCUCCCCAUCCCCGUACGCGCUGGCGAGCCCCUCGCCAUGCGCCGUUCAUAGCACCGCCGCGCACUGAACUGCACUGCAUCCUUCACUCGCGUGACCCACCCCCCGCAUAGCAUAUCUACACCUAAUGCAUACACUUUUACAGGCC
Molecule: messenger RNA, 949 nt
Organism: Vanrija pseudolonga
Lineage: Eukaryota; Fungi; Basidiomycota; Tremellomycetes; Trichosporonales; Trichosporonaceae
Exons: 3
Coding region: 25-855 (276 amino acids)
Source: RefSeq, a predicted model, not a curated record